GCGCGGGCGCCCAGCUGGGGCGAGUUAAGUGGCGGCGGCGGGGACCGCCGGGUGCCCGGCUGCCGCUCCCCAGAGCUUUAGCCUUGGCUUUUUUGAUUUCAUAUUUUUUUCUCCUGCACCCUCGGCGUUUGGCACUUUUCAAACAGCAGCGCCCCGUUGAGCGCGGCGCGGACCGAGCCGCCCCGGCGGCGCUGCAGGCGGCGGUGGCGCGGGGAGCGAUGCUGCCUGCCCGCCGGGGCUCCCCGCCGCCCGCCCGGGCUCCCGGAGCCGCCGGCGCCGCCUGACCAGCGGGGAAGGGGGUGCUGGAUGCUCGACCCGGAGGCAGCGCUUGCCAUGUGUGCUGGUAGCGCCCGGCUGUGGCAGCGCCCGGGGCCCGGCACCGGGUAAGUCGGGGCGGCAGCGGGCAGGGCGGCACCGGGCACGGCCCCCGCCGCCACCAUGGUGAAGGAGGAGUGCAAGGCGCUGCUGGACGCGCUCAACAAGGUCACCGCCUGCUACCGGCACAUGGUGCUGACCAUCGGCGGCACCUCGGACUCCCAGAACCUGCGGGAGGAGCUCAAGAAAACCCGUCAGAAAGCUCAGGAGCUGGCGGUGGCCAACAGGAACAAGCUCACCACGGUCCUGAAGGACAAAACCGUGAGUAAGGAAGAUAAAGCCGAGUUCGAGAGGCUAUGGGUGAUUUUCUCCACGUGCCUAGAGAUCCUGGAGAUCGACAUGAGGAGAGCCCUGGAGCUGGGCCACGAGUUCCCUCUGAACGUCCCCAAAAAACACCUGAUCCAGACGGGCAUGAGCGGGGGAACCUCCGGCGUGGCCGCCCGCGCCAUGAGCGUCCAGAACAUGAAAUACGAGGCUGAGCACAACAUAGACGUGGUGGAUUUGAAAGACCUCGAGAACGAGAUCAACCAGGUGGGAGAGAUGAUGUACGAGAUGGAGAUGAAGGUCAAUGUCCCCCAGUGGACAGUAGAGGCUAAGCAAGACCCAGGGGCUGAACUGAAAUCCACCAUCAGCGUGGGUGCUUCCUCUAUUGGCAUGAUCUCUGUGGAGGAAAAUAAAUCCUUCUGCGAUAUCAGCAAGGUUCUAGCUGGGAUUAUUUUCACUGCUGUCCUCCUUAUCGCUAUUGUCCUGGCAGUGUGUGUGGUAAAACUGUCUUAGGGUGGUGCAAGCUCUGACACGAGCGAUCCCUCUCCAGCCUGUCUCUGGAGUAUUUCAUGCCUCACCUUUACUUCUGAAGUGUGUGACUUGGAUGAGCUGAGAGUUUUAAGCGAGCACUUGAAAGAACAAAGCAGAACUUUUGCCUCUGGAUAUCCUAAAAUGCACUAUUGAUUUCUUCACGCUUUUUGAAGGAAAGGGAUGCAAAUCAGCCUGCAGAAUAGAAUGUGUUCGUUUACUGGACUUGUAACAGUUAAGCCAAGUAUCAGGGUAUUAUCACUACUGGCUGUAACAGGGAUUUGCUGGCUAUUAAUAGGUCACUAUUCUCAGAAGCCUGUGGUUUUUGUUCUUCACUAGGCUCUGGUGUUUGCUGCUGGUCACUGUUUACAGUAUUAGAGAGUAACAUAAAUUUGAUGGGUGUUUUGUCUGACCAAGUGAAUAGAGUACUUCUUUUUUUCCAUGAAAUACAGAAAGUAUUUAUUGAGUGGAGGAAAGGGGUAAGGAUGAAAACCCCAGUAAAAGAAUGUAACCAACCUCUAUUUUAAAUAAGUUAAUGGUUGGGGAGGGGGGAGAAAACGGAACGAUGUUUGAUACCAAGUACUGUUUGUUGAUUUAGACUCGAUCGUAUGGAACCCAGUUGCAUGAAUUGGCACAGCAUAUGUGAAUGACUAAUCGCUUUCCAAAUCCAGACAGAAAAAAGGGAGAGUAUGCAUUUUCUGCAUAUUCAGAAAAAUAGUAGCAAGCCUCACUGUUUUCAUUCACAUUUACCACGAUUUUAUCUUUCCCGGCAGAAAGACUGAUUCUUGCUACUGGUUCUGAUUUUUCUUUCUGAAGGAGCAAUUUGCACUCCACGAUUAACUAUGAAAACAGGAGCAAUGAAUCUACCCACAGCAGAUGCAGUAACAUGGCAAAAUAGAUUUUAGCAAAUGGAAAUGAUGUUAAGACCUUCCCAAUGGGAUCCCCUCUCCUGUUGACAGGCAGGGACUGAUGCUCAUAUACAUACAGGGACAUUUCUGCAAGCUCCCAAAUUGCAGAAAUACAGACAAAGCUAAAAAUGUGUCUGUUUCACAUCUCAGUCAUGUCUGAUUAAUCAUCUGGCAAACAGGAAUCCUGUAGGAUUGGUCCCAUUUGAUAACACUACAAUUCUGGAAGGGAAAUGCAACAGCAUAAAACUUUCCAGUGCUUCCUUGUGGAACUGUCAACAUUUAAAUGUAAAACCAUGUAAGACACUGACUUAGCAGAAAAGCUUUACAAUAUUUUGUUAGAAGGAUUUAUGUGUUACAGUAUUUAUUCUUUACUUCUGGAGAUACCUUCUAGUGCUCUGAACACGUACUGUCUGUUCAGGAAUCCUUGGUACAUGUGCUACAGUGCCAUAGGUGUAUGGGGCACUCCACAGCCAAAUAUAAAGACCCCAAAAAUACUGGGAGUUUAAGAAGUCAUUUUUCUUCAUUGAUUAUUACAGGCACAUUAUCAAAAAGUAAUAAUCAGACAUGUUUUAUGAACAGUCUUCAUGCUUGUUAAAUAAAACUGACAACACACAUAAACACCUAAUAUUUUUAAUAUUUUUGAAUUAAGAACUAAACAUACUUAAAAAAACUUCAGCAAACAGUUUAUUCUUUAAAAUUUAAAAGAACUGGAUUUAUGGGGAGGAAAAAAAAUGUAUUAGAAUCUGGUCACUUGUAGGUGAGGAAAAAAAUUCAGAGGCCUGAAUUCAAAGAUAUAGGCUAUAUUUAUGUUGAAGGAUAAUAUGAGCUCUGAACAUUGGUCCAGUCUAACUCCAUUCUCUUGGGAAUUCAGUGUUACAACUCCACAUUCCUUUCUGUUGUAUUUCACUCAUUCCAUAGAGUAUGUUUUAUAUGUAGUUAAUCUAUGUCUGUAGAUCCCUGACAGCUUUCUAACAAAGCCAGGUCGGUAUUUAUCGGUGCUACAGUUCCAGCCUGCCUAGAUGAGGUGUAAUUGCUGAGUGUUCAUUUAAACUGGCUUACCUCCUUCACAAUCACAAUAAGUAAACAUAUUGAAGGAAAACACAGUAAAAGCUGCAGCAGAAUGUACCUAUUUGGAUUGCCAGCACUUGUCAUUAAGGACCUGUGGAUGUUUUCACUUUUUGCACUCUUAGUUCACAAGAAGGUAGAGAAGGCAUUUGGGCUCUAUUUUGUGCUUCCUGAAAACUCCAUAAACCCUGUGAAAUCAGACCAUUUAACCACAUGUUCUCAAACCUCAAGUUGUGAAUGCAAGUCUGUUUUCUGGUGAAUAAGUAAAUGGUAACACUGACAACAUUCAUUAUCUUUUAUCUUGGUAUCUUCCACACACCUAACCAUAGAUAAACAGUUUAUCCAUGCUUAGUUGUGUAGAAGAAUUUUUAACAGGUCAUCUUCAAAAGCAAGCUUCAGUGGAUUGUUAAACUUGAAGUUUGCAAUCCAUUGCAGUUUGUUUUAGUUUUUUUUUUUUUAAUUUGGAUUUUUCAAGAUAGGACUUAAAAAAUUAAUAUAAAUAGUCUCUAAAUAAGUCUUUUUUUAUUAUGAAUAUGCACAGAAUUACUAUUUAAAGGAUUUGCCUUGGGAAAAGAAUUUUCAAAUCUUAAGACACAGCUGGCUGCAAUUUAAUUCAUCAUUAGUGUGUUCCUAAAAAUCUGCAUCAUCUUAUAUUUAGGCUAUCUGAAAUUAAUAGAGUAAGUAGAAUUCUAACAGAGGAUUGGCACUGUCUGUGUGGAUAAAGUGCUGCCAUUCGUGUCCUACACGUGUUUGUUCCAUGUGACAGAGUUUGGCACGACACUGCACAAAACCAAAACUAAAUGAAACCACCACUGCCCAAAAGUACAGAGGCUUCCUUUAAAUUAAGCAAUAGAGACAGAUUUGCAGUCUUCAUUUUUUCCCCCUACUGGAAUGCAACUGGAAGGAGACUGGAAAUGCUACUUUGUAAGUGAAAAAUGGGAAUUAAUACUUCAAAAUACUCUAUAAUGAAAGAGCAUGAUGAAAAAGCACAUGCUCUCAUGUUGAUUGGUGAGAAUGUAAUUAUAGUACAAAAGCAGACGGUCGUUGCUUAAUUAAUAUCAAUGUUGAUCUGCUUCAGUUCUUUUGUCUUUAUUUACAGAAUACACACAUUAAAUUUGCUGUAUACUAAAAUCUUACUCCCAACUUGAAUUACACUGGUUUUGCCUGUGCAUGGUUGGUAUUUUCUACACUUUGAAUAAUGCAAACCUGUUCCUGUCACUAUUUAUUUAACUUAAAAUAAAGUACUUCCUUAUAACUUACUGGUUUGCUUGCAGCAGUAAUUCAAACCAAACAAAAUCUGUCAGAGCAAGUCCAGAGGAGGCCACAAAGUUGGAGGGAUAAAGCACCUCUGCUGUGAGAAAAGGCUGGGAGAAUUGGGAUUGUUCAGCAUGGAGAAGACAAACUUUGGGGUGACUUAAUUGUGUCCUUCCAGUGCCUGAAGGGAGCCUGCAAGAAAGAUGGAGAGAGCCUAUUUACAAGGGAUGGAGUCACAAGGGGAAUUGUGAAUGGCUUCACACUGACAGAGCAGAUUCAGGUGAGAUACUGGGAAGGAAUUGUUCCCUGUGAGGGUGGAAAGACCCUGACACAGGCUGUCUAGAGAAGCUGUGGCUGCCCCAUCCAUGGCAAUGUUCAAGGUCAGGCUGGACAGGGCUUGGCACAAACUGGUCUGGUGGAAGGUGUCCCUGCCCCUGGUUGAAACCAGGGGAUCUUUAAGGUCUCCUCCAAUUCAAAUCAUUCUAUCACUGUGAAAAGCUGGACUAUUAAUACAGCUUAUCUGUAGUAGACUCUUCUAAAUCAAAAUUCCUGUUUCAAGCACAGUAAUAAAAACAUGCUAAGCCCUCUCAUUAGUUUUGUUAACAUUAAAAACAGCCUUCUCCAGCUCCCAAAGUUGAAUAGUGAUGUAGCUUAACCUUACACUGCCUUAGGAAACAGCUACAAUAACAUUUAGACAAACAGAUGAUUCUGCCUUCAGCACUGGUUGUCCAGCAUUAAGUACAGAACCAUUGGCUUGGACAACCUGAAAACCAGACUAGACUGGACUAACAAUUGGAUUCUCCUUGUGUUAGGAUCCAAACUCUGUCUCUCAGUCAGCAAAGCUGGCAUUUACUUUAGCAAAAGAUAAACAUAACCUAAGGAGUGUGAAACUUGGUCCUGUGCUGUUGGUAGCAAUAAGGAUCAACAGUUGUAUCAAACCAUCAGAACUGAGUCUUAAACACAGCAAUUUGUAAUUUCAUUCCAGGAUUUCCAGACUAUCACCAUAAAAACCCAUUACGCUGUUUUCUAGUUUAGUAACAAAAGGAACACGGGACCAUAAUUAAAGUUAUUUUCCUGAUGUUGCAAACAAUGUUACAUCAAAGUUCAGCACUAUGAAUAUAAAAUAAAAUUAGUUUCAAAAUUCUUCAUGUAAGUAUGAAAAUAUUUUUUACAGUAAUGCAAUUAUUUAAGACUGGACUAAAUGACUGAUGUAAAUAGCUUUCAGAUUAAAAAUUAAACACAUGCUUAUUGUUUGUAGAGAGGAUUGGUUACAGGCUUGCUUUUCCAUCUCUGGAAGGUUUGUG
Molecule: messenger RNA, 5698 nt
Organism: Poecile atricapillus (Black-capped chickadee)
Lineage: Eukaryota; Metazoa; Chordata; Aves; Passeriformes; Paridae
Gene: RGS9BP
Product: regulator of G protein signaling 9 binding protein
Exons: 1
Coding region: 439-1152 (237 amino acids)
Biological process (GO): detection of light stimulus involved in visual perception; G protein-coupled receptor signaling pathway
Cellular component (GO): photoreceptor outer segment; neuron projection
Source: RefSeq, a predicted model, not a curated record